AUGGGCGAACUUGACCCCAUCCCCCAGCAGCUUCCCAAGGAUAUGGUGACUCAUGGGCUGCGGGCGUAUGAUGGCUUAUCUCUGCCCGAGGACGCAGAGACGGUCACGGUGGGCCGGGCCGGCAGGAGCUACUCAGACAUCUCUGAUGACGAAGACUUGCUGGCUGACGAUGCCUCUGGAGAUGGCCUGGGUAGUGGGGAACCAGGCAGCGGGGACUUUCAGAUGGUUUAUUUCCGGGCCCUGGUAAACUUCACUCGCUCCAUCCACUACAGCCCUCAGCUGGAGGAUGCGGGCUCCGAGGAGUUCCGGGAAGUGUCCGAGGCUGUGGUCGACACGCUUGAGUCGGAGUACUUGAAGAUUCCCGGAGACCAGGUUGUCAGUGUGGUGUUCAUCAAGGAGCUGGACGGCUGGGUCUUCGUGGAGCUGGACGUGGGCUCCGAAGGGAAUGCAGACGGGGCUCAGAUUCAGGAAGUGCUUCAUACCGUCAUUUCCAGCGGCUCUGUUGCCUCCUACGUCACCUCUCCCCAGGGAUUCCAGUUCCGGCGCCUGGGCACAGUGCCCCAGUUCUCAAGAGUCUGCACCGAGGCCGAGUUCGCCUGCCACAGCCACAACGAGUGUGUGGCUCUGGAGUAUCGCUGUGACCGGAGGCCCGACUGCAGGGACAUGUCUGACGAGCUCAAUUGCGAGGAGGAGGUCCCAGCGGUCAGCUCCGUGUCCCCCACUCUGGUGGAGACCCCACCGCCGGUGCCCUGGCUGGAGGCAACCACCAUUCAGCAGCUGCCGGGCACCCCCGCUCCGCAGCCUCUGCUCCCCGGGAUAGCCAGGCCUGUGCCCUGCGGGCCCCACGAGGCCAUGUGCCACGACGGGCAGUGCAUCCCCAAGGACUACAUCUGCGACGGGCAGGAGGACUGCAAGAACGGCAGUGAUGAGCUGAACUGCGGUCCCCCCCCGCCAUGCGAGCCCAAUGAGUUCGCCUGUGGGAACGGGCACUGUGCCCUGAAGCUGUGGCACUGUGACGGCGACUUUGACUGUGAGGACCGCACCGAUGAGGCCAACUGCCCUGCCAAGCGUCCCGAGGAUGUGUGCGGGCCCACUCAGUUCCGCUGUGUCUCCACAAACACGUGCAUCCCAGCCAGCUUCCACUGUGACGAGGAGAGUGACUGUCCCGACCGCAGUGAUGAAUUCGGCUGCAUGCCCCCACAGGUGGUGACCCCUCCCCAGGAGUCCAUCCAGGCUUCCCGGGGCCAGACAGUGACCUUCACCUGUGUGGCCAUUGGCGUCCCCACCCCCAUCAUCAACUGGAGGCUUAACUGGGGCCACAUCCCCUCUCAUCCCAGGGUGACAGUGACCAGCGAAGGAGGCCGUGGCACACUGACCAUCCGUGAUGUGAAGGAGGCAGACCAGGGCGCCUAUACCUGUGAGGCCAUGAAUGCCCGGGGCAUGGUGUUCGGCAUUCCCGACGGGGUCCUGGAGCUCAUUCCAAAGCGAGGACCCUGCCCCGACGGGCACUUCUACCUGGAGCCCAGCGCCUCCUGCCUGCCCUGCUUCUGCUUUGGGGUCACCAGCAUUUGCCAGAGCAGCCGCCGCUUCCGAGACCAGAUCCGGCUCCGCUUUGACCAGCCCAAUGACUUCAAGGGCGUGAACGUAACAAUGCCCGCACAGCCCGGCAUGCCGCCCCUCUCCUCCACCCAGCUGCAGAUCGACCCCGCUGUGCAGGAGUUCCAGCUGGUCGACCUGUCCCGACGCUUCCUGGUGCAUGACUCUUUCUGGGCUCUGCCCGAGCAGUUCCUGGGCAACAAGGUGGACUCCUACGGUGGCUCCCUGCGCUACAAGGUGCGCUAUGAGCUGGCCCGAGGCAUGCUGGAGCCAGUGCAGCGGCCAGACGUGGUCCUCGUGGGAGCCGGAUAUCGCCUCCUCUCCCGAGGGCACGUGCCCACCCAGCCUGGCACGCUGAACCAGCGCCAGGUUCAGUUCUCGGAGGAGCACUGGGUCCAUGAGUCUGGCCGGCCAGUGCAGCGGGCCGAGAUGUUGCAGGUGCUGCAGAGCCUGGAGGCUGUGCUCAUCCAAACAGUGUACAACGCCAAGAUGGCCAGCGUGGGACUGAGUGACAUUGCCAUGGAUACCACCGUCAGCCACGCCACCAGCCACGGCCGGGCCCACAGCGUGGAGGAGUGCAGAUGCCCCAUUGGCUACUCUGGCUUAUCCUGCGAGAGCUGUGAUGCCCAUUUCACCCGGGUGCCUGGUGGGCCCUACCUGGGCACCUGCUCUGGCUGCAACUGCAAUGGGCAUGCCAGCUCUUGUGACCCUGUGUAUGGCCACUGCCUGAAUUGCCAGCACAACACAGAGGGGCCACAGUGCGACAAGUGCAAGGCUGGUUUCUUCGGGGACGCCACAAAGGCCACAGCCACUGCCUGCCGACCCUGCCCUUGCCCAUACAUUGACGCCUCCCGCAGGUUCUCAGACACCUGCUUCCUGGACACGGAUGGCCAAGCCACAUGUGAUGCAUGUGCCCCAGGCUACACGGGCCGCCGCUGUGAGAGCUGUGCCCCUGGAUAUGAGGGCAACCCCAUCCAGCCAGGCGGGAAGUGCAGGCCCACCAACCAGGAGAUCGUGCGCUGUGACGAGCGAGGCAGCAUGGGGAGCUCUGGGGAGGCCUGCCGCUGUAAGAACAACGUGGUGGGGCGUCUGUGCAAUGAGUGUGUCGCCGGCUCUUUCCACCUGAGUGCCCGCAACCCUGACGGCUGCCUCAAGUGCUUCUGCAUGGGCGUCAGUCGCCAGUGCACCAGCUCCUCCUGGAGACGCGCCCAGGUGCGUGGGGCUUCCGAGGAGCCCACUCAGUUCAGCCUGACCAACGCCGCAGGCACCCACACCACCAGCGAGGGCAUCUCAUCACCCACAUCCGGAGAACUGGUCUUCUCCUCCUUCCACAACCUCCUCUCCGGACCCUACUUCUGGAGCCUCCCCUCGCGCUUUCGCGGGGACAAGGUGACCUCCUAUGGGGGAGAGUUGCGCUUCACGGUGACCCAGCAGCCCCAGCCUGGCUCCGCACCUCUGCACGGGCAGCCGAUGGUUGUAUUGCAGGGCAAUGGCAUCGUCUUAGAGCAUCACACUUCCCAGCAGCCCAGCCCCGGCCAGCCCAGCACCUUCACGGUGCCCUUCCGGGAGCAAGCGUGGCAACGGCCUGAUGGGCAGCCAGCCACACGGGAACACCUGCUCAUGGCCCUGGCGGGCAUCGACACCCUCCUGAUCCAGGCGUCCUUCAGCCAGCGGCCAGCUGAGAGCAGAGUCUCUGGUAUCAGCAUGGACGUGGCUGUGCCUGAGGACACCGGCCAGGACCCCGCGCUGGAAGUAGAACAGUGUACCUGCCCACCCGGGUACCGCGGCCCAUCCUGCCAGGACUGUGACACGGGCUACACACGCAUGCCCAGCGGACUCUACCUGGGCACCUGUGAACGUUGCAGCUGCCACGGCCACUCGGAGAUCUGUGAGCCCGAAACGGGUGCCUGCCAGGGCUGCCAACACCACACGGAGGGCUCUCAGUGCGAACGGUGCCAACCAGGAUACUAUGGGGACGCCCAGCGGGGGACGCCACAGGACUGCCAGCCGUGCCCAUGCUAUGGAGCCCCCGCUGGUGGCCAGGCUACCCAUACUUGCUUUCUGGACACGGACGGCCACCCCACCUGUGAUGCGUGCUCCCCAGGCCACAGCGGGCGUCACUGUGAGAGGUGUGCCCCAGGUUACCAUGGCAACCCCAGCCAGGGCCAGCCGUGCCAAAGAGACGGCCAACUGCCAGAGCCGAUCGGCUGUGGCUGUGACCCCAAGGGCAGCAUCGGUAGCCAGUGUGACGCUGCUGGCCAGUGCUAUUGCAAGAGCCUGGUGGGAGAUCAGGCAGCACCCGAUGGGAGCCGGGCCUCGGCAUGGGGGCUGUGGGAUCUUCCCCGGGACUGCCAGAAGUGGCUGGGAGGCCGGCCUCAAAGGCUGCUGGAGAUCGCCACCCGCUUUGCCCCUGGGGACUUCCAAGGCUUUGCCCUGGUGAACCCGCAACGGAACAGCCGCCUGACAGGAGGCUUCACCGUGGAGCCCGUGCCUGAGGGUGCCCAGCUCUCUUUCGGCACCUUCGCCCAGCUUGGCCAUGAGUCCUUCUACUGGCAGCUUCCGGAGGCGUACCAGGGAGACAAGGUGGCGGCCUAUGGCGGGAAGCUGCGAUAUACCCUCUCCUACACGGCGGGGGCGCAUGGCAGUCCGCUCUCUGACCCUGACGUCCAGAUCACGGGCAACAACAUCAUGCUGGUGGCCUCCCAGCCAGCGCCGCAGGGCCCAGAGAGGAAGAGCUUCGAGAUCAUUUUCCGAGAGGAAUUCUGGCGCCGGCCUGAUGGGCAGCCGGCCACGCGCGAGCACCUCCUGAUGGCGCUGGCCGACCUGGAUGAGCUCCUGCUCCGGGCCACGUUCUCCUCAAUGCCACGGGCAGCCAGCAUCAGCUCCGUCAGCCUGGAGGUCGCCCAGCCUGGGCCCUCAGAGGGACCCCGGGCCAUGGAGGUGGAGGAAUGCCGCUGUCCCCCGGGCUAUGUUGGCUUGUCAUGCCAGGACUGUGCCCCAGGCUAUACACGCACUGGCAGUGGACUCUACCUCGGCCACUGUGAGCUGUGUGAAUGCAACGGCCACUCAGACCUGUGCCACCCGGAGACCGGGGCCUGCUCGCACUGCCAGCACAACGCCGCUGGGGAAUUCUGUGAGCUGUGUGCCCCUGGCUAUUAUGGAGAUGCUACUGCCGGGACACCUGAGGACUGCCAGCCCUGCGCCUGCCCACUGACCAACCCGGAGAACAUGUUCUCCCGCACCUGUGAGAGCCUGGGAGCUGGCGGGUACCGAUGCACAGCCUGUGAACCUGGCUACACUGGCCAGUACUGUGAGCAAUGUGCCCCAGGCUACGUGGGUAACCCCAAUGUGCGGGGGGGCCGGUGCCUGCCCCAAGCAGAUGCAGCCCCACUGGUGGUCCAGGUGCAUCCGGCUCGGACCAUAGUACCCCAAGGUGGCUCCCAUUCCCUGUGGUGCCAGGUCAGUGGGAGCCCACCCCACUACUUUUACUGGUCUCGUGAGGAUGGGCGUCCCUUGCCUAGCAGCACCCAGCAGCGACAUCAAGGCUCUGAGCUCCACUUCCCUAGCGUCCAGCCAUCAGAUGCUGGCGUCUACAUCUGCACCUGUCGUAAUCUCCAUCGCGCCAAUACCAGCCGGGCAGAGCUGCUGGUCACCGAGGCUCCAAGCAAGCCCAUCACGGUGACCGUGGAGGAGCAGCGGAGCCAGAGCGUGCGCCCCGGGGCUGAUGUCACCUUCAUCUGCACAGCCAAGAGCAAGUCUCCCGCUUACACCCUGGUUUGGACCCGCCUGCACAAUGGGAAACUGCCAGCCCGAGCCAUGGAUUUCAACGGCAUCCUGACCAUUCGCAACGUACAGCCGAGCGACGCGGGCACCUACGUCUGCACGGGCUCCAACAUGUUCGCCAUGGACCAGGGCACAGCCACACUGCACGUGCAAGCCUCGGGCACCCCGUCCGCCCCCGUGGUCUCCAUCCAUCCGCCGCAGCUCACCGUGCAGCCCGGACAGCUGGCCGAGUUCCGCUGCAGUGCCACCGGGAACCCCGCGCCCACCCUCGAGUGGACAGGGGGCCCUGGCGGCCAGCUCCCUCAGAAGGCACAGAUCCACGGCGGCAUCCUGCGCCUGCCAGCCGUCGAGCCCUCGGAUCAAGCCCAGUACCUGUGUCGUGCCCUUAACAGUGCCGGGCAGCACGUGGCCAGGGCUGUGCUCCACGUGCACGGGGGCAGCGGGCCCAGGGUCCAGGUGAGCCCAGAGAGGACUCAGGUACACGAAGGUCGCACCGUCAGGCUGUACUGCAGGGCCGCAGGGGUGCCCAGCGCCACCAUCACCUGGAGGAAGGAAGGGGGCAGCCUCCCCCCACAGGCCCGGUCCGAGCGCACAGACAUCGCCACGCUGCUCAUCCCGGCCAUCACAGCUGCCGACGCCGGCUUCUACCUCUGCGUGGCCAGCAGCCCCGCGGGCACCGCGCAGGCCCGAAUCCAAGUGGUUGUCCUUCCAGGUGCCAGCUCCCCGCCAGUCAGGAUCGAGUCCUCAUCGCCUUCGGUGACUGAAGGCCAGACGCUGGACCUCAACUGUGUGGUGGCCGGCCUGGCCCACACCUCCAUCACGUGGUACAAGCGAGGGGGCAGCCUGCCUCCCCACAGCCAGGUGCAUGGCUCCCGGUUACGGCUUCCCCAGGUUUCUCCAGCUGAUUCUGGAGAAUACGUCUGCCGAGUGGAGAACGAGUCAGGCCCCAAGGAGGCCUCCAUCGUCGUCUCUGUCUUCCACAACACCCACCCAGUCCCUGGCUACACCCCAGCUCCGGGCAGCACCCAGCUCAUCCGCAUCGAGUCUUCCUCCUCUCACGUGGCUGAAGGACAGACCCUGGACCUGAACUGCGUGGUGCCCGGGCAGGCCCACGCGCAGGUCACAUGGCACAGGCGUGGGGGCAGCCUCCCCGCCCGGCACCAGACCCAUGGCUCGCUGCUGCGGCUGCACCAGGUGUCUCCAGCCGACUCGGGCGAGUACGUAUGCCGCGUGGUCCUUGGCUCUGGGCCCCUGGAGGCCUCCGUCCUGGUCGACAUCAAGGCCUCCGGCUCCCCUCCGGGCUCCAUCCCUGGACCUGUCCCCCCUGUCAGGAUCGAGUCCACAUCCCCCACAGUGGCCGAGGGGCAGACCCUGGAUCUGAGCUGUGUGGUGGCAGGGCAGGCCCAUGCCCAGGUCACGUGGUACAAGCGUGGGGGCAGCCUCCCCGCCCGGCACCAGGUCCGCGGCUCCCGCCUGUACAUCUUCCAGGCCUCGCCAGCCGACGCAGGCGAGUACGUUUGCCGGGCCAGCAAUGGUAUGGAGGCCUCUAUCACAGUCACCGUAACCAGGACCCAGGGGGCCAACUUUGCCUACCCUCCGGGCAGCACCCAGCCCAUCCGCAUCGAGUCCUCCUCCUCCCACGUGGCUGAAGGGCAGACCCUGGAUCUGAACUGCAUAGUGCCUGGGCAGGCCCACGCCCAGGUCACGUGGCAUAAGCGUGGGGGCAGCCUCCCUGCCCGGCACCAGACACACGGCUCACUGCUGAGACUACACCAAGUGUCCCCAGUUGACUCGGGCGAGUAUGUGUGCCGCGUGGUGGGUGGCUCGGUGCCCCUGGAGGCCUCUGUCCUGGUGACCAUUGAGCCUGCAGGCUCUGUACCUGCGCUGGGGGUCACUCCCCCAGUCCGGAUCGAGUCAUCCUCCUCCCAUGUGGCUGAAGGGCAGACCUUGGAUCUGAACUGCCUGGUUGCUGGGCAGGCCCAUGCCCAGAUCACGUGGCACAAGCGAGGGGGCAGCCUCCCCGCUCGGCACCAGGUGCAUGGCUCGAGGCUGCGGCUGCCCCAGGUGACCCCAGCCGACUCUGGGGAGUACAUAUGCCGUGUGGUCAGCAGCUCGGGCACCCAAGAAGCCUCAGUCCUUGUCACUAUCCAGCAGCGCCUUGGCCCCUCCCACCCCCAGGGCGUGGUAUACCCCGUCCGCAUCGAGUCCUCCUCAGCCUCCCUGGCCAAUGGACAUGUCCUGGACCUCAACUGCCUGGUGGCCAGCCAAGCCCCGCACACCAUCACCUGGUAUAAGCGUGGAGGUAGCCUACCCAGCCGGCACCAGAUCGUGGGCUCCCGACUGCGGAUCCCCCAGGUGACACCUGCAGACUCUGGCGAGUACGUGUGUCACGUCAGUAACGGUGCCGGGUCCCAGGAGACCUCACUCAUUGUUACCAUCGAGGGCAGCGGCUCCUCCCAUGUGCCCAGUGUCUCCCCACCAAUCAAGAUCGAGUCCUCGUCCCCCACCGUGGUCGAAGGACAGACCUUGGAUCUGAACUGCGUAGUCGCUGGGCAGCCCCAGGCCACCAUCACGUGGUACAAGCGUGGGGGCAGCCUUCCUGCCCAACACCAGGCCCAUGGCUCCCGCCUACGGCUGCACCGCAUGUCUGUGGCUGACUCCGGCGAGUACGUGUGCCGGGCCAACAACAACAUCGAUGCCCAGGAGACCUCCAUCGUGGUCUCAGUGUCCCCCAGCACUGGCAGCCCCUCUGUCCCUGGCGGUACGAUGCCCGUCAGAAUCGAGUCGUCUUCCUCCCACGUGGCUGAAGGGCAGACCGUGGAUCUGAACUGCGUGGUCCCUGGCCAGGCCCACGCCCAGGUCACGUGGCACAAGCGCGGGGGCAGCCUCCCCACUCACCACCAGGCCCAUGGCUCACGGCUGAGGCUGUACCAGGUGUCCCCGGCUGACUCGGGCGAGUACGUGUGCCAGGUGGUGAGCAGCUCAGGCCCCCUGGAGGCCUCAGUCCUGGUCAACAUCGAGGCCUCUGGCUCCAGUGCUGUUCCUGUCCCUGCCCCAGGCGGAGCCCCACCCAUCCGCAUUGAGACCUCCUCCUCCCAUGUGGCCGAAGGGCAGACCCUGGAUCUGAACUGCAUAGUCCCUGGACAGGCCCACGCCCAGGUCACAUGGCACAGGCGCGGGGGCAGCCUUCCUGCCCGGCACCAGGUCCACGGACCCCUGCUAAGGCUGAAUCAGGUGUCCCCGGCUGACUCUGGAGAAUACUACUGUCAAGUGACCAGCAGCUCAGGCACCCUGGAGGCUUCUGUUCUAGUCACGAUUGAGGCCUCCAGCCCAAGCCCCAUUCCUGCCCCAGGACUGGCCCAGCCCAUCUAUAUCGAGGCCUCCUCCUCCCACGUGGCCGAAGGACAGACCCUGGACCUGAACUGCGUGGUGCCGGGGCAGGCCCACGCCCAGGUCACAUGGUAUAAGCGUGGGGGCAGCCUCCCCGCCCGGCACCAGACCCACGGCUCCCGGCUGCGGCUCCACCACGUGUCCCCUGCUGACUCCGGCGAGUACGUGUGCCGCGUGGUUGGCGGCUCAGGCCCUGAGCAGGAGGCUUCCUUCACAGUCACUGUCCCACCCAGUGCGGGGUCCUCCUACCGCCUUAGGAGCCCCGUCAUCUCUAUCGACCCGCCCAGCAGCACUGUGCAGCAGGGCCAAGAUGCCAGCUUCAAGUGCCUCAUCCAUGACGGGGCAGCCCCCAUCAGCCUCGAGUGGAAAACUCGGAACCAAGAACUGGAGGACAAUGUCCACAUCAGCCCCAACGGCUCCAUCAUCACCAUCGUGGGCACCCGACCCAGCAACCACGGUGCUUACCGCUGCGUGGCCUCCAAUGCCUACGGCGUGGCCCAAAGUGUCGUCAACCUCAGUGUGCACGGGCCCCCUACUGUGUCUGUGCUCCCUGAGGGUCCCGUGCGGGUGAAGGUAGGAAAGUCCAUCACCCUGGAAUGUGUCAGUGCUGGGGAGCCCCGCUCUUCGGCUCACUGGACCCGGAUUGGCGCCCCCACCAACCUAGAACAGCGGAUGUAUGGGGUCGUGGACAGCCAUACAGUGUUGCAGAUUUCAUCAGCUAAACCAUCGGAUGCAGGCACCUACGUAUGCCUGGCUCGGAAUGCACUAGGCACAGCACAGAAGCGGGUGGAGGUGAUUGUGGACACAGGCACUGUGGCCCCAGGGGCCCCCCAGGUUCAAGUUGAAGAAGCUGAGCUGACUGUAGAGGCCGGACACACAGCCACCCUGCGCUGCUCAGCCACAGGCAGCCCCACGCCCACCAUCCACUGGUCCAAGCUGCGCUCCCCACUGCCCUGGCAGCACCGGCUGGAAGGUGACACACUGAUCAUCCCCCGGGUGGCCCAGCAGGACUCAGGCCAGUACAUCUGCAACGCCACCAGCCCUACCGGGCAUGCCGAGGCCACCAUCGCCCUGCAUGUGGAGAGCCCACCGUAUGCCACCACAGUCCCGGAGCACGCUUCAGUGCGGGCAGGAGAGACGGUGCAGAUCCAGUGCCUGGCGCAUGGGACACCCCCGCUCACCUUCCAGUGGAGCCGUGUGGGUGGCAGCCUCCCUGGGAGGGCGACUGCCAGGAACGAGAUGCUGCGCUUUGAGCCCGCGGCCCCCGAGGACUCAGGCCGCUACCGUUGCCGGGUCACCAACAAGGUGGGCUCGGCUGAGGCCUUCGCCCAGGUGCUCGUUCAAGGCCCCUCUGGCUCUGUCCCGGCCACCGCCAUCCCAGCAGGAUCCGCGCCCACCGUUCAGGUCACACCUCAGCUGGAGACCAAGAGCGUAGGGGCCAGCGUCGAGUUCCACUGUGCCGUGCCCAGUGACCAGGGCACCCAGCUCCGUUGGGUCAAGGAAGGGGGUCAGCUGCCUCCUGGCCACAGUGUGCAGGAUGGGGUGCUCCGAAUCCAGAACUUGGACCAGAGCUGCCAAGGGACAUAUGUUUGCCAGGCCUAUGGACCAUGGGGACAGGCCCAGGCCAGUGCCCAGCUGGUUGUCCAAGCCCUGCCCUCAGUGCUCAUCAACAUUCGGACCUCCGUGCAGACCGUGGUGGUCGGCCAUGCCGUGGAGUUCGAGUGCCUGGCCCUGGGUGACCCCAAGCCUCAGGUGACAUGGAGCAAAGUCGGGGGGCGCCUGCGGCCUGGCAUCGUGCAGAGCGGGGGCAUCGUCAGGAUUGCCCACGUGGAGCUGGCCGAUGCGGGGCAGUACCGCUGCACGGCCACCAACGCCGCUGGCACCACCCAGUCCCACGUGCUGCUGCUCGUGCAAGCCUUGCCCCAGAUCUCCACGCCCCCAGAGGUCCGUGUGCCUGCUGGUUCUGCAGCCGCCUUCCCCUGCAUGGUCUCUGGCUACCCCACUCCCAAGAUCACCUGGAGCAAGCUGGACGGUAACCUGCCACCUGACAGCCGCGUGGAGAACACCAUGCUGCUGCUGCCCUCAGUCCGACCUCAGGACGCAGGCACUUACGUCUGCACUGCUACUAAUCACCAGGGCAAGGUCAAAGCCUUUGCCCAUCUGCAGGUGCCGGAGCGGGUGGUGCCCUACUUCACACAGACCCCCCACUCCUUCCUGCCACUGCCCACCAUCAAAGAUGCCUACAGGAAGUUCGAGAUCAAGAUCACCUUCCGUCCUGACUCAGCCGAUGGGAUGCUGCUGUAUAAUGGGCAGAAGCGGAUCCCAGGGAGCCCCACCAACCUGGCCAACAGGCAGCCUGACUUCAUCUCCUUCGGCCUCGUGGGUGGAAGGCCUGAGUUCCGGUUUGACGCAGGCUCAGGCAUGGCCACCAUCCGCCACCCCACUCCGCUGGCACUGGGCCAGUUCCACACCGUGACCCUGCUGCGCAGCCUUACCCAGGGCUCCCUGAUUGUGGGCGGCCUGGCCCCGGUCAACGGGACCUCUCAGGGCAAGUUCCAGGGCCUGGACCUAAACGAGGAGCUCUACCUGGGUGGCUACCCCGACUACGGCGCCAUCCCCAAGGCGGGGCUGAGCGGCGGCUUUGUAGGCUGUGUCCGGGAGCUGCGCAUCCAGGGCGAGGAGAUCAUCUUCCACGACCUCAACCUUACGGCGCACGGCAUCUCCCACUGCCCCACCUGUCGGGACCGGCCCUGCCAGAACGGGGGCCAAUGUCAGGAUUCAGAGAGCAGCAGCUACGUGUGCAUCUGCCCGGCUGGCUUCACCGGGAGCCGCUGUGAGCACUCCCAGGCCCUGCACUGCCACCCAGAGGCCUGUGGGCCCGACGCCACCUGUGUGAACCGGCCUGACGGUCGAGGCUACACCUGUCGCUGCCAUCUGGGCCGCUCAGGGAUGAGAUGUGAGGAAGGUGUGACGGUGACCACCCCCUCCAUGUCGGGCACUGGCUCCUACCUGGCACUGCCCGCCCUCACCAACACACACCAUGAACUGCGCCUGGACAUUGAGUUCAAGCCGCUGGCGCCUGACGGCAUCCUGCUGUUCAGCGGGGGGACUAGCGGGCCUGUGGAGGACUUCGUGUCCCUGGCGAUGGUUGGCGGCCACCUGGAGUUCCGAUAUGAGCUAGGGUCAGGGCUGGCCGUGCUGCGGACCCCCGAGCCGCUGGCCCUGGGCCACUGGCACCGAGUAUCCGCGGAACGUCUCAACAAGGACGGCAGCCUGCGCGUGAACAGCAGGCGCCCUGUGCUGCGCUCCUCUCCCGGCAAGAGCCAGGGCCUCAACCUGCACACCCUCCUCUACCUUGGCGGCGUGGAGCCCUCUGUGCGUCUGCCCCCGGCCACCAACGUUAGCGCUCACUUCCGUGGCUGUGUGGGCGAGGUGUCAGUGAACGGGAAGCGGCUAGACCUCACCUACAGCUUCCUGGGCAGCCGGGGCAUCGGGCAGUGCUACACCAGCUCCCCGUGUGAGCGCCAGCCUUGCCAGAACCGUGCCACGUGCAUGCCUACCGGCGAGUACGAGUUUCAGUGCCUGUGUCCCGAUGGCUUCAAAGGAGACCUCUGUGAGCACGAGGAGAACCCCUGCCGGCUCCGUGAGCCCUGUCUGCACGGGGGCGUCUGCCAGGGCACCCGCUGCCUCUGUCCCCCUGGCUUCUCUGGCCCACGCUGCCAACAAGGCUCUGGACAAGGCACAGCCGAGUCUGAUUGGCAUCUGGAAGGCAGCGGGGGCAACGAUGCCCCUGGGCAGUACGGAGCCUAUUUCCACGAUGACGGCUUCCUAGCUCUCCCCGGCCGCGUUUUCUCCAGGAGCCUGCCCGAGGCGCCAGAGACCAUCGAGCUGGAGGUUCGGACGAGCACGGCCAAUGGCCUCCUGCUCUGGCAGGGCGUGGAUGUGGGAGAGGCCGGCCGCGGCAAGGAUUUCAUCAGUCUCGGGCUUCAGGACGGGCACCUUGUCUUCAGCUACCAGCUGGGCAGCGGGGAGGCCUGCCUCGUCUCCGAGGACCCCAUCAAUGAUGGCGAGUGGCAUCGGGUGACGGCACUGCGAGAGGGCCGGAGAGGCUCCAUCCAGGUGGACGGCGAGGAGCUGGUCAGUGGCCAGUCCCCAGGCCCUAACGUGGCCGUCAACACCAAGGGCAGCAUCUACAUAGGUGGAGCUCCCGACGUGAGCACGCUGACCGGGGGCAGGUUCUCCACGGGCAUCACCGGCUGUAUCAAGAACCUGGUGCUGCACUCUGCCCGGCCUGGCGCCCCGCCCCCACAGCCGCUGGACCUGGAGCACCGCGCCCAGGCAGGGGCCAGCACGCGCCCCUGCCCCUCAUAG
Molecule: messenger RNA, 13140 nt
Organism: Puma concolor (puma)
Lineage: Eukaryota; Metazoa; Chordata; Mammalia; Carnivora; Felidae
Source: RefSeq, a predicted model, not a curated record